Messenger RNA from Cyprinus carpio (common carp), 2580 nucleotides. RefSeq names its product UBAP1-MVB12-associated (UMA)-domain containing protein 1-like. The record is from RefSeq and is a predicted model, not a curated record. Lineage: Eukaryota; Metazoa; Chordata; Actinopteri; Cypriniformes; Cyprinidae.
AGCGGAAUCGCGGGAAAAACUUACAGCAAGUGACGUAGUCCCCGAUGACACCAUUUCCGUUGCGACUGAGGACAACUUUAGAAACAAAUUGCCUGUUGAAUAGUUCCUAGUUGUGACACAGAAGAUGUUUAAGUUUUUCGGAUUCAAGAAUGAUGGAGCCAGAAAAUCCUCUGAGAAAGAAACUGAUGGAUUUGUCAUCAUUGGUGAAACUGCCGAGGAGCAGCGACAGAAGGUUCAGUCCAUGAACAUUGAGCAGCCAGCAACAAAUGUAAUAGUACAACCAUCUAAGCCAUCCAGUGCCGGGAAGAGAGGAAUCACAGAGACGGCUCAGCCUUCCUCCGAGCCCACGUCUGCCAAGAUGUCCUCAGAAGCAAACGCUGUAGACGCCACCCCGGCCCUCCCUGAGCUUCUAGGAGACAUACCUUUCACUUUAGCACCACACAUCCUUGCCAUGCAGGCGGGCCUGCCCUUUGUAACAGAUUUCACCUUGCCUCACAACAUAAAUGACAAACUAGCCAACUUUCGUUAUGACUUCACCUUGGAGAACUCUGUGCUUUGUGAGCCAUGACUCUUUGCCCCUCAGUUAUAUCACUAACACGUGGUGAACUAUGAGCCUUUGCUUGUCAAGAUUCUCUAACCGUUUGCCUCUUAAAUAAAUGAAGAUCUAGUUUAGCUGACGAAAAUCAGUCACUAACUAAAUGGUGUUGGGCUCAAAUGAACAUAUUGUCCUUUUAGUUUAAAUAGGUUCGCAUCAAGACAGUUUACAGUCUCUCAGGAUCUUGCACUUGAUUGUGUGAGAUGAGUGUUACUGCCCUGUUUUUAACGCAGUAGAUGAGUAUUUAUAAGAUGACCUGGGGCUUUACGUUUUUCAAAUGUAGUUCAAAUAAAUUUUUACGGGUGUAAAAUUUGUGCAAUUUAGCAUUUUGGCUCUGUGGGGUCCUGUAGCAUAAGAUGACAUGCUGAACUGAAAUAGGGUUGUUUUGAAACUGCUAGUAGUUGCAUUGGGCUGUUUGACGUUUCAGACGUCACAGUCUGUGUUGGCCUUCCUCAGUUUUUUCUUACUUCUGCAGAAACUCGCUGUAAUUUAUGGAUUCGGUUUUAAGACAUUUGCUUGCCAUGAUACACAGAUUACUAUAAAAUAAUCUCUCAAUGAACUUUAAACAUAUCUAAAAUAAAUUAUUCUGUAAUAGAAGUAUUUAAUUAAUAUGCAAAUUAUAUUUUAAAAAUGGCAAUCAUAAGGGCCUUUGGGAUAGUCCACUGUUUACUGUAACUCUGUAUUUAGUUCCUACUGUAUAAACCUUAAAAGCGAAGCAAAACACUCCCCGGGCUGCUAUUGGUCAGUCAAACAGAUAGUCCAUCCUACACUGUUGCUAUUGGUUGAGUCAGUGUUGCUGUGCCGGGGUGGUGGGGAUGCUCAGCAGAACAAUGUCAUAAUAUUGACGUAGUGUUUGCACUUUUCAGGGGAAUCAGUCUAGAUCAGGGGUGUCAAACUCAGAUCCUGGAGGGCCGGAGCCCUGCAGAGAUUUGUUCCGGCUCUGCUCCAACACACAUACCGUGUAGUUUUCGAAUAAGCCUGAAGGACUCGAUUAGUUGGAUCAGGUGUUUAAUUAGGGUUGAAUCUAAAGUGUGCAGUGCUUUGACCCUCCAGGUAUUGAGUUCGACACCCCUGUCUAGAGUAUAACUUCCUUAUAGUUGUCUCUGCAUAUUAAGCUGGGAUGUGAAGUAUUUUUACAUGCAUCAUUUAAAGUUUCUUAUGAAAGGAUUGCACUUAAAAUCACCAGACAGACAGUGGAGUGCUCAUUAUAAAUAGGCUAAUAUUAUAUAUCUUUGUUUGUAAAAGUGUUCUUUUUUUCUUUUGUUGGUGUGAGUAUGCAUACCUCAGCUGGUGUUUGGUUUUAAUGCAUGAAGUUUUGAAGUUCUGCUUGAACGUAACACACCACAUUUUGGGAGGCAGAUAUGUAUUCUGAACAAAGUUGGAUUGCAAAACAUGCACAUGGGUUUUAGUAGGAUUUACUUUUUUUGUUUGAGCAGGCCACACGGUUUUUGAGCAUUUUUGUGUGUUUGUUGUUUUGUUUUUUUCUUUCAUCUGAAUUUCAGUUAAUGGUUUUAUCAUAGUGCAUGCUGCUAAUUACACAAUGCACUUAGGAGUUUAGCUGUGUCUGCUUUAUACCCUUUGUACUUUACUUGAUAGCAGAUUAGUUUAUUUAAUUGAUACCACUCAAAUCUCACUUUUGUUUAUUUAAAAAAUAUAUAGUUUUAUUAGUCUUUGUUUUGAUUUGCCUGUCUUUCCAAUAUGGUUAUUUCCUCCUUACCUAUCCUUUUCAAAACACUGUACUGAAGUAGUCAACGUUUGCCUUGUGCUGUGUUUGGUCAAUAAUAAAAAAAAAUGACUGUAAAAUAAUUUAAUGCCACUUCUUCAGGUAAAAAAUUAUGUCAUCACCUUAACUCCUCUGUUGGAUUCUUUAUCGAUUCAUAUCUGGAACAGAAUUAAUUAUUGAUUCUGAUCCCACAUGAUGCUAAAUUCUGUGCAUGAGCGCAAUGUAAUACGAUGAUGUUUCAUUAAAAACUUCUUCGAUAACA